Messenger RNA from Cornus florida, 1416 nucleotides. RefSeq lists its product as uncharacterized. Gene Ontology annotation, molecular function: phosphatase activity. The record is from RefSeq and is a predicted model, not a curated record. The coding region runs from base 154 to 1098 and encodes 314 amino acids. Gene Ontology annotation, cellular component: chloroplast. NCBI's taxonomy places the organism in Eukaryota, Viridiplantae, Streptophyta, Magnoliopsida, Cornales, Cornaceae. The transcript is spliced from 8 exons.
GCUUGAAACCCCAGAACAACCCCCCAAAGUACAACAUAUCCACUGAUGACUAGGGUACAUCUGUAUCUGGGUUUCGAGCCUCAGUCAAUGAGACGGGCUGAUUAAUCGUCUAGCUUCAACCCUGAUUGUUGCAGGGCAGAUAAUCGCAGAAUAAUGAUUGGACAAUGCUCGAUUUCACCAUGGAAGGAGGUUCGGUUGCUUCAGAGCUUCAAUGGCAUACAACAACUUGCUGAAACUCGUCCUUUCAAGGCAUGGUUCUUAGAUCAAUUUGGAGUCCUCCAUGAUGGAAAACAACCUUAUCCUGGUGCAAUUUCAACAUUAGAAAAGCUUGCAACCAGCGGUGCCAAGAUGGUAAUUAUCAGUAACUCCUCAAGACGAGCAUCGACAACCAUGGAAAAAAUGAAGAGCCUUGGAUUUGAUCCCUCUCUCUUUAUAGGAGCCAUCACCAGUGGAGAAUUAACGUAUCAGCACCUUCAGAGGAGAGAUGAUGCUUGGUUUGCGACAUUAGGAAGGUCCUGCAUUCACAUGACCUGGAAUGACCGUGGUGCUAUAUCUCUUGAGGGCCUCGGGUUACAAGUCGUGGAUGAUGUUGAAGAAGCUGAGUUUGUUUUGGCCCAUGGCACGGAAGCUUUGGGACUUCCGUCUGGUGCUGCACUUCCCAUGGGGCUUGAGGAUCUUGAAAAAAUAUUGGAGCAAUGUGUAGCUAAAAAAAUCCCUAUGGUGGUAGCAAAUCCUGAUUUUGUGACUGUUGAGGCUAGAGCUUUGCGAGUCAUGCCUGGUACAUUGGCAGCGAAAUAUGAAAAACUUGGCGGUGAAGUAAAAUGGAUGGGCAAGCCUGACAAGAUAAUCUAUAAAUCGGCUAUGGCCAUGGUUGGCUUGGACGCUUCUGAUUGUAUUGCUGUGGGAGACUCUCUCCAUCAUGACAUAAAGGGUGCAAAUGCAGCUGGGAUCCGAUCAUCAUUUAUCACAUGUGGGAUCCAUGCAACUGAACUUGGUCUUGAUAAAUUUGGAGAAGUUGCAGAUCAAUCUUCUGUGCAUGCUCUUGCAUUAAAAUAUGAUGCUUAUCCAUCAUAUGUCUUACCUUCAUUUACAUGGUAAUAUCUAUAUGGAGGAGUUGCUUUGGAGGAUACUCCUCAUCCACAGCCUUGGUGUUGCUUAAUGGAGUUUUUGGAUGACCAUUGAUGUUACUUGGAAUACUAUGUUGUAGCUUCAUUUUGAUUCGACUCAUAUGUAUGGACAAUGUCCCUCUAUGACAUUUGUAUGUAUUUUUGAAAUAGGGAAAUGGCAUAGGAACACAUUGCCAUCUUUUGGAGUUCUUUUGUGAUUUCCACUCGCUUUAUUUUUCCUAAGACUUGUAUAAUGAUGUAAUGAGACCAAGUUGGUCAUCUCUUGAUGCAGGCAUGUUUAAUUUAUGCA